GCCUCGGUGACACCUGUCCGAGCCGACACCUGGCAGACGGGAUGGACGCCUGCGCGCAUGCUCUGUUGUCAUGUGGAAAUCUGUUAAAACGCUCGGGAUGUCAGCGGCUCAGAUCAAAUCUGUAAACAGGACGCGAGCCGCCGGGUCUCCUCCUCCUGCUCAGCAGCUGGAUCCCCGUCAUUAACCAUCGCUGUCUUCUUCCUCUCCAUCACCCCCUGCACACACACACACCACAACACACACACACACACACACACACACCUAAACACACUCACUCUAAAGAUGCCCCGCUCCUUCCUGGUGAAGAGUAAGAAGGCGCACAGCUACCACCAACCGCGGACUUUGGAAGAUGAUUACAGCAGACUGGACUCGAUACUGGCGAACAUCUGUUCAGAUACCGAUAAGCUCCAGGAGGAGGACGCCGACCUUUCGGCGGACAGCUACGGCCUCUCUCCGGCCUCCCACCCGGGCGAAGCUGCGGAUUUCUCCCCCAGGUCUCCGCUGAGCUGCGCCGACAGUUUGUGCGCUCGAUCCGCGGACUAUGAGGACUUCUGGCGGCCUCCGUCCCCAUCCGCGUCACCUGUUGACUCCGAAAAAUCGCUUUCUCCCCUGGUGGGUGAAACUCAGCCCUUCGCCGUCCCUUUCCGGCCGUACGCCUGGAGCAGCUACCCGGGGCCGGGGCCGGGGCCGGGCCCGGAGUUGGAGGUGCAGCGGCCCGUGGCGCAGCGGAGCCUCCACCCCGGCCUGGAGGUGGACACCAGCCCGGCGGUGAUGGCGCUCUACGCGGAUCGGAGCUGCCACCCGGCCGUGCUUGCAGAGCGGGCCCUGGCGGAGGAGCCUUACGGAGACUACCGGAGGCACGCUGCCGCGCUGCUGUUCUCUGAAACGGGCCUGCACGGGAAGGCGGCCGUCGGGAAGGCCCGGGCCGACCUGCUCUGCUCCAGCCUCAUUCUGAACGGGGCGUACAAGUGUGUGAAGUGCGGGAAGGUGUUCUCCACCCCGCACGGUCUGGAGGUCCACGUCCGCAGAUCCCACAGCGGCACGAGGCCUUUUGCGUGCGACAUUUGCGGCAAAACGUUCGGUCACGCCGUGAGCCUGGAGCAGCACAAAGCCGUGCACUCUCAGGAGAGAAGCUUCGACUGCAAAAUUUGCGGCAAAAGCUUUAAGCGCUCCUCCACGCUAUCCACGCAUCUGCUCAUCCACUCGGACACGCGGCCCUACCCGUGUCAGUACUGCGGGAAGAGGUUCCACCAGAAGUCCGACAUGAAGAAACACACAUUCAUCCACACAGGCGAGAAGCCGCAUAAAUGCCAGGUUUGCGGGAAGGCGUUCAGCCAGAGCUCCAACCUGAUCACGCACAGCAGGAAACACACCGGAUACAAACCGUUCGGCUGCGACCUGUGCGGGAAAGGCUUCCAGAGGAAGGUGGACCUGCGGAGGCACAAAGAGACGCAGCACGGACUGAAGUGAGACAGGAAGGAAACAACCGGCUUUUCCCUUCCUUUUCUCAACACUUUCCUCCAUUUUUAAUGAACUGAAAAUUCAAGACAAUUUGGAUCCAAUCGACUUGGUAUUUUCUGUCUCUUUUUUUUUUGUAUUUUAUUUUUCUUAUAAUUUGUAUUAUUUAUAGGUGCGGUGAAAAAAACGCGAGCAACACUAAUGACAGCAUCGCUUUUUUUAAAAAAAAAAUCUCCUUUCAUUUCUUUUUUUUUUUAAAGCCAGAGAUAAGCUGAGAGCUGUGGGGGGAAAUGAUAGAGGAAAAUGGCAGAUGUGUUCAGAUAAAGCACGAUUUAAAUAACUCUGUUAAACGAUAAUAAACGCACCUGAUAAAAAUCUGCUCUUUCUGCAAAGACUGGAGGUGUUGUUUUCAUCUGACAGAGAUGAGGGCAAAACAGACUCUCUCUCUCUCUCUCUCUCUCUCUCUCUCUCUCUCUCUCUCUCUCUCUCUCUCUCUCUCUCUCUCUCUCUCUCUCUCUCUCUCUCUCUCUCUCUCUCUCCCUCUGCCAGCUGCUAUUGUUCUGUCAGAAGAAAUGCUGAUUUUAUGGUUAAAAUGGACAUCAAUUAAAUUGUAUUUGAGGAUUAUUAUCACCAGAAAUUAAAUUGACGAGACAUAAAACAUGUACAAAAUAAAUAACCCAGUCAG
Messenger RNA from Poeciliopsis prolifica (blackstripe livebearer), 2143 nucleotides. It is a transcript of the gene gfi1ab, whose product is annotated as growth factor independent 1A transcription repressor b. The transcript is spliced from 6 exons. NCBI's taxonomy places the organism in Eukaryota, Metazoa, Chordata, Actinopteri, Cyprinodontiformes, Poeciliidae. The record is from RefSeq and is a predicted model, not a curated record. The coding region runs from base 283 to 1470 and encodes 395 amino acids. Gene Ontology annotation, cellular component: nucleus.